AUGUACCCAAACCCCGGACCGCCUGCUGCUUGGACGCCAAAUACCAAUGGCCAGCCACCCCAGCAGCAACAACAACAUCACCCUCAACACCCCCAACACCCUCAGCAAUCUCAUCAACAACACCCUCACCAACAGCAGCAACAUCAGCAACCCUUGCAGCACCAGCAACCUCCUCCCCCUCCACCAUCCACCUCUGCCCCUCCACAACAUCAGCAGCAGUGGGCGCAACCACCUCCCACGCAUCCCAACGCCCAGUACCCCCAACAGCGUCAUCCCACUCAGAUCCCUCCCAUCAGUCAGGCCUUGCCUCAAGGAGGACCCCCAAACAUGACCACUCUCCAACCUUCUCACCCGGAUCACUACCGCUCGCUGCCUCCGCCUCCAAUGUAUGGUCAUGCUCCGCCGGGUCACUACCAGCAGCCUCUACCCUACCCUCCCCAACCUGCACCUCGCCAGAGAACAGCCAUCGCUUGUCGCUACUGCCGUCGCAGAAAGAUCCGAUGCUCUGGAUUUGAUCAGUCCGAGGAUGGUCGCUGCACCAACUGCCAGCGUUUCUCACAGGAGUGCGUCUUCACACCCGUCUCGGCACAAUCGCAGGCUUUCGUCCCGGCGCAUACCGUCUGGAGACAGCAGGGUUCGCAGCCACAGCAACUGUACGGAGCCUAUGGUCAGCCUCUACCCCCUCAGCAACAUCGCGAUCCCUAUCCUCCGCCGCAGCACCCCUACCCUCCGCAAGGUUAUCCUCCUCAAGGUCCGCCAGUCUAUGCAAUGCCCCCUGGCCACAUGCCUCAAGGACCUCCUCCUGGUCAUGUUGCACCCCCGCAGCCUACUGGAACACCCAAUCCUGGCCAAGAAGCCGGCCGCAAGCGCCCUAACGAGGAGCCGCACACGCCAACUCUUCCUCCACCAAACCCUGCCCAGGCUGCUCAUAUUGCUCAACAAGGACCCCCUCCACCUCACGCUCAGCCUCAGUACACUUACCCUGACCCCUCUGUCAUGACUCCGGCUGCUGGCUCUCCCGCUUCUUCCAACAAUUCGUUCCAAUCUGCGCAACCCCAUGCUCAGCCAUACUUUGCGCCAGCACCCGCGCGCAGACCAUCUCCACAGCAAGCCCAACACUCGUACGACCAACCUCGUCCGUCUCACUCUCCACACGCUCACGCCGCGACUAUUCCUCCCGCUGGCUACAAUCCAGCUGUGACGUCUCACCCUGAUUCGAAGCCUGUCCCUUCGCAAUCCGAUCGUUCGAGCCCUACCAAUGCUGCUAGAGGUGUGCGCAUCAACGAGCUGGUCGGACCUAGUGGACAGCCUCAACAAAACCACAAUCAGGCACCACCACCUCCCCCACCCUCAACUGCAGCUCACACCCAGCAGCCCCAGCAAGCACCUGGUGCUCCUCAAACAGCAGCCCAGCAGGCGCAGAACCAGGCCAACUCUGAGGGUAGCAGGAGCCAGGCCGACAACAACAUGCUGAGCAAGCUCAACAACCCGCGCAUGUAG
Messenger RNA from Aureobasidium namibiae CBS 147.97, 1500 nucleotides. RefSeq lists its product as uncharacterized. The transcript has 3 exons. Gene Ontology annotation, cellular component: nucleus. Bases 1 to 1500 code for a protein of 499 amino acids. Gene Ontology annotation, molecular function: zinc ion binding; DNA-binding transcription factor activity, RNA polymerase II-specific. The record is from RefSeq and is a predicted model, not a curated record. Gene Ontology annotation, biological process: regulation of DNA-templated transcription. Lineage: Eukaryota; Fungi; Ascomycota; Dothideomycetes; Dothideales; Saccotheciaceae.